AACCGUUUUCAUUUUUCAUCAUCGAUAUUUAUCGAAUUAUAUUUUAUUUUACUGAGCAUCAAUUCCAAUCCCAUGAUGAUCAACAUCAUGAUGGAAGCUUCAACUCCUGCUAAUAAUAAAGGAAACAGUCUGAGACGAAGGACUUUGAUGAAGUUAGUUGAUACACCUAUAACAUCAGAACCAAUUAAUGACGAAACCGAAAGAUCUUCAAGACGAAGCAUUAUUGAAAUACAGAAAAAGGCUCAAGUAGUAGCGCAAAGUCCAUCCCUAAACGACUCAGUCAGAUUUAGUGGAGAGCAAGAAAUAAAGGACCACUUACAAAUAUGCACCAAAUUAUAUGCUGAGAAUAAAAUAACUACAGGCGUAGCUUGGCAGCUCCAAAUUAUAGAUUUGUUGAGAGUUGUAUCUAGAAAACAGAGCAGUGACUCGUUGCAAGUCGCAAGUACUUCUCUAGAUAUUGGAGCCAAAGUGUAUGGUUUACGUGUAGAUGAUGUACAUGCAGAAGGUUUGAAAUUAGCCAAUUCAAUGGCACGUUUCGCUGCAAAAAAUCAAGCUCCAGAAAAAGAAAAUGAAGAUGUGGAGAAUAAUGUGGAAAAUCCUGAGGAUGCACCAAAAGCUAAAAAAAAGAAGAAGACUCUAAGAUUUGACGCAGGGGUAAAAAAUACUGUGGUCAAGGAUAGAAACACUCUACUCGCCCCAAUUCCACAAUUAGAAUCUGUUUUUUUCUCAAACAGGAUCGAUUCUAAUUUGAGUACAGUAGAUAACCUGUUCACCAAUAGUUUGCCAAUGGAUAAAUCAUGCUGUAAAUUAUUAGCCUUAGGCGAAGUGAAAGCCUGGGUAACAGGACCUGACGAGGCAGUUGAAGGUCUCGAGGAGCCAAAAAGUUUCGAUAUAGAUCUUCUUCCAAAGGACGGUAACAUAUGUACCCCAUUCCAAAACUUCAUUUUAGAUCAGUGGAAUCCAGACGAAGAAGAUCAGAAUAACCCCUCCAAAAACGAUGUAUUCGAUAAUGAUGUAGUGGUUUAUGAUGACAACGGAAUACCACUACAUGAACUAGACGGUUCCAUACACGAAGAGGAUUUCAACGAUAACAAUGAUGUGGGUCUUGCCGAAGAUGACGACGAGCCGCCAACGGAGAACUUUUUGGCCCAACAAAUACAGCACGAUGUGGCUCAUGUGGUUGAUAUAAUGAAAACCGAGACUACACUUCAGAGAUCUGAAUAUUCCUAUAAUACUGUGAUCACCCUUGGCAAUGGAAAGGUCAUUGAUCAAAUAUGGGCCGGACCCAGCCAUUGGAAACUCAAGUUCUUGCGUAGGAGUAAAGCAAGAUAUUCGGGGGCCGUAGAGGCUCAGACAGUAGCCAGGCAAAAGAAAAAAUUGAAAACGAAAGAACCAGAACCGAUAGAUCUUUUGAAUUCGGAGGAUGUGGAGGCGGAGCUGGAGAAAUUGAAGCGGAUCAAGAUCAAGAAAAAAAUUUAUCCUUCCAAUAAAAUAACCCUGCCUUUGCCGGAUGCCUCAUGCCGUAACAUGAUGAACGAUGUUUAUGAACUAAUGAUCAAGCCUGGUACGAUAGUGACCCAAGGUAGAAACGAUAGGGUGGAAGACACUCAAGAUAAUUUCGAUAAUAUGGGUCCUAUGGAAGCGGAGGAGCACGAUAUGGACAAUGACGAUGGUAUGGAUCAUAUGGAUCACAUGGAUCAUGACCCAGGAAACGAUAUUGAAAGAGAACAAACGGAAAUAUUUAGGGAGGAACAGAAUUUUAUGGGAGACAAUCUAGUGGACGCGCCUGAAUAUGCCGCGAAAAUAUACAUUCCAUACGCGUUGCAAGCGAAAAAAAUGGAUAUGAAAAAACUGAAGAGCUUCAUUUGGCAGACGUUAACACAAAAUUCGGCAGAGAAGACGAAAAAAGUUAUGCCGACGACAUUCUCCAAAGUUUACGGCCACUCGAAGGUUACGCUUCCUUCGGCAAUGGCAAAGGAACUCAGUUGUUCACUUGCCUUUUCUGCAAUACUUCAUCUUUGCAAUGAAGAAACCCUUAAAUUGACACAAGUGCAAGGAUCUAAGGAUUUCAUGAUAGAAUCUGGUUAACUGGAUGUCGUUCUAUAAAAGAUUAAAUAAAUAAAUACUUCAAAUUUUAUAAUUCUAGACUGAAAUUAUAAAAAAAAUUAAAUUUGUACAAACAUUUUAGAAUAAAGGAUACUGUUUAUUCAA
This is a messenger RNA of Coccinella septempunctata (seven-spotted ladybird), 2211 nucleotides long. It is a transcript of the gene barr, whose product is annotated as condensin complex subunit 2. Gene Ontology annotation, biological process: mitotic chromosome condensation. NCBI's taxonomy places the organism in Eukaryota, Metazoa, Arthropoda, Insecta, Coleoptera, Coccinellidae. The record is from RefSeq and is a predicted model, not a curated record. Gene Ontology annotation, molecular function: chromatin binding. The transcript is spliced from 13 exons. The coding region runs from base 73 to 2088 and encodes 671 amino acids. Gene Ontology annotation, cellular component: condensin complex.